AUGUACACCGACUUCUCUGGUUAUGAACACCUAGUAGAAAAAGAAUUGAAUAACUAUCCCAUCACACUUGCCGAAUGUAGAGAAAUGAUUAAUAGUAAGAAAUGUGGGUACGGAACACUAUCUAAGGGGAAAUCUAAUACCUGGAGUACAAAUAAUAAAAUUGAAGUAGACUAUCCUAACAGAUUUACAAGUUUCUUCUCACCUAAAAGAUAUUACAAGGAAAAUUGUAUAGUUAUUGAGACAAAAGUUUAUUCACAUUUCAAUCAAACUAAGCCAACCAAUAUUCUAGCUGAUAUGAACAAUUGUAAAUAUCAAGACGGUUUCUGUGAGAUCAAGAAAAAUGAGAUUAUCACAUGGGAUGUUAACAGAGAUCAGAAAUGCCAAUACAUCUCGAUUGGAAUACUAGAUGGAAUGUACAACAACAACCUAUGGGUUAAUAACAAAAACCAGAUUGCAUUGAACUUCCAAACAAACAAAACUGUGAAAGACUGUAAUUUAGACUUGGUGAUUAGUGAUGAAGGCUUCGCUGUAAGAAGAAUACAAAGAUCACAAUUUUCUCCAAGACAAAUUCCCGUUCCAAUUCCAACAUAUCCUCAAAGACAACAGCAGGAGGAUGACAGAAGAAGGCGUGAGCAAGAAGAUGCUAGAAAACGUGAACAAGAAGAUCAAAGAAAACGUGAAGAAGAUAUCAGAAACCGGGAAGAACUAUUAAGACGUGAACAAGAAGACGCUAGAAGAAAACAGAAUGAAGCAGAUUUCGAAAAGAGAAAACAAGAAAAACUGAAGAGAGAGGAAGAAUAUGAGAAAAAGAAGCAAGAGAAAAUUAAGAAAACUCAUGAGCUCCCAAAACAGCGCAAAGAAGAAGAUUGGACAGUUUAUGAUGGGGCUCCAAAAGGUGGAGACAAAAAGGCAAACAGAACCAAAAGAGAAAUCUUCCAACCAUUACCAUUACCAGAUUACAACGAAUAUCUAAAAAUCAAACAAGAUUGCGACAACCUACCAAGCUAUGAAGCUUUUAAAAAUAGCAGAGAAGGAUGUGAUUCGUUAACAACUUAUACAGAUUUUAUAAACAAAAUUGCAAACUUUGAGAAAGAACAACACUUUAAUUCAUUAACAGAUAAAACGUGGCAGCCUCUACCAUUCCCUGGAUACGAAGAAUAUUUGAAUAUUAAGGAAGAUUGUGCCAUUCUACCAACUUAUGAUGAAUACAAGACCAUCAGAGAAAGCUGUGAUGCAUUCCCAAUUUAUACAGAGUUUAUCAAACGGAUAGCCAAUUAUGAACUGUUUCAAACAGGAAAGCAAAGAAGGAGAAGAGAGCUAUACUCAGAUUUUCAAGCAGCGGGAGAAUUCCAAUAUCUUGAAAAUCAAUCCAACAAUCUACUACGCCAUACAACCGAAGUAAUGUGUGAUAUUUUCAACGAACAGAAUGAAGUACUUGAAAGUCUUAUAAGAGAAAAUCCAAGGAGAUACAUCCAAAAACAAUUGAAUCAUUCAGCCGUCAAAGUAAGAUUUAUCGAUACUGCGGAAGUUGUACAAGUUACAUUUUGUAAAGAAAUUGAUGAAGAUGAGAUAGAUUUCAUAGACGUUACUCAUUUCGAUGGAUACAAGUUAAGUAUUGCUCUCACACUUGGACAAAUCCCAAUCAAGAUAAAAAGUCUUGGAGAUAAAAUUUGGUACUAUAAGAAUGAUAAUUUUGGAGGAGUGAUAUCAAGCAAACCGCGGCUUCAUCCUAUGAUUGAUUAUAGAAGUAACAUUACUAAUAUGAAAGAUUUCAAAGAGUAUGAUUUAAAGUUCUUAGACGAUAAAGUAGUAUUUCAUGAGCACAUUUUGUUAGACAUGAAGGCGAAUAUUGAAGAAGAGCUCAUAGAAGAAAUGCGAGAAAAAUCGGAUUCCUCUAUUGAAGCACAUGCAAGUAAUCAAGACUCUACUUUACCUCACGAAAUAUUAGAUGAUGUUGAAGGAUUCUUUGGAAAAUGGUGGCUUAGAAUUUGGAGAGUUGGUGUAACACUUGGAGUUGCUGUGGACAAAAAUUCAAGUUAUGCUAUUGUUUCCCCAAUAGUAAAAGAAAAAGUAGAGUUAGUUCAUAAGCCUGCCACCGCUCAACCUACUACUAAUAAAACUGAAAUUAAAGUUUCAAAAGAGAAUAGCAAGUUUCUGAAAGCACUCAAAAGUGGAUCAGGUUUUAAAAGAAUUAAUCAAUAA
This is a messenger RNA of Caenorhabditis briggsae, 2202 nucleotides long. NCBI's taxonomy places the organism in Eukaryota, Metazoa, Nematoda, Chromadorea, Rhabditida, Rhabditidae. The transcript has 2 exons. The record is from RefSeq and is a predicted model, not a curated record. The coding region runs from base 1 to 2202 and encodes 733 amino acids.